Messenger RNA from Podarcis raffonei (Aeolian wall lizard), 2537 nucleotides. RefSeq names its product inhibitor of DNA binding 4 (gene ID4). Gene Ontology annotation, biological process: circadian regulation of gene expression; negative regulation of transcription by RNA polymerase II; cell differentiation. Bases 504 to 989 code for a protein of 161 amino acids. Lineage: Eukaryota; Metazoa; Chordata; Lepidosauria; Squamata; Lacertidae. The record is from RefSeq and is a predicted model, not a curated record. Gene Ontology annotation, cellular component: cytoplasm; nucleus. The transcript is spliced from 3 exons. Gene Ontology annotation, molecular function: transcription regulator activity; protein dimerization activity.
CCUUACUCUUGUGUGUCUCUCCCACCCCCUCGCUCUUUUCUCUCUCUCGCUCUUUUCUCUCCUUUUCCUUGGGCCCGGGCAGCGCGCGCCCCGCCCAGCCUCUACCCGGCGCUAGAUAUAUAUACGGCGGCGUUGCAAACUGGGCUGAGCAGAGCCGGGUUGGGACUGGAGUGGCGGCAGAAGGGAAGGAGGGGAAGUAAGCAGCCCGCUAGGUAUACAGUAUAGAUAGAUAGAUAGAUAGAUAGAUUGCUUGGGUAGGUGGCGGCUGGAAUUUAUCCAUUUUUAUUUUUCAUUUUUACACGGUUCUUAAUUUUCUCCCGCUGCUUCCUGUUUUUUCUCCCUCCCCCUCGUCGCUCACCCCGUUUGCAAAAUCCGGACUCUCCGUUGUUUUGAUUUGCCCACCGCUGGCUGCAUCGCCUCUUGUCUUGCUUGCACUGCGGGUGGGAGCUGCUUGGCCGGGGCGCCCGAGGGCUCUGCCCGCCCGCCUGCGUUUCUUUUGCACCAUGAAAGCGGUGAGUCCCGUGCGACACCCCAGCAGGAAGGCGCUGGCGGGCUGCUGUUGCGGAGGAGGAGGAGGUGGAGGUGGAGGUGGAGGCGGCGGCGACCUGGCGCUGCGUUGCCUGGCCGAGCACGGCUGCUACAAGGGGAGCCCCUCUCCGGGCGAGGAGCCGGCGGCGCUGUGCCUCCAGUGCGAUAUGAAUGACUGUUACAGUCGCCUCCGGAAGCUGGUGCCCACCAUCCCGCCCAACAAGCGGGUCAGCAAAGUGGAGAUCUUGCAGCAUGUCAUCGACUACAUCCUCGACCUGCAGCUGGCCCUCGAGACGCACCCGGCGCUGCUCCGGCAACAGCAGCAGCAGCCGCCGCUGCCGCCUCCCCCGCUGCACCCGGCCAGUUACCCGGCAGGGCCUCCCAGGACCCCGCUCACGGCGCUCAACAGCGACCCGGCUGGGGCUGUUAAUAAGCCAGGGGACAGUAUUCUGUGCCGCUGAACUGCACUUGCAAGGUGUGCAGCAGGCAGAUCCUGAGCCAGAGACGCAGAAAGAAAGACACAUUAGAGAGGGAGGGGAAAAAAGAAAGAAAGAAAUGUCAGCCACUGGGCAGAAGGAAAAAUAAUAAUAAAUCAACUACUCCAGAAUUCUUUCCAUACUUCCUUUAGAAAAAAAGAGAAAGAGAGAAAAAAAAUUUCACAACUUUGCACGUUCAUAGCAUUUUACACACAUGUCUCUUAACUCUUUUGUUUUAGAUCAGAUGUGAAUUGUACACUUGUCUGGGAGGGAGGGGGUUUAAAUCUUCAGCAUACGUAAGUGUGGCCCUUCUGUUGAUAGAAGAUCAGGGGCAAAUCAGAGUUUAGAAGUAUAACUUUAAUGUGCUGAGCAGCUGAAAACUGAAGCUUUACUAAUCUACCAGAGGCGUUGUAGAUAACUUUUGUUUUGACAUCUAUUGUUUAAAAUAGAUGAUUUUAUUGUUUCCUCAGGGACUUUCUUCUCCCUGCAGGAGUGUUACAUAUUGUAUAGAUUAAAAAAAAAAAUGAGUGACAUUUCAUACUAUGUAUAUAGAGAGAGGUUCUAUAAGUGUGAGAAAAGUAUAUGCUUUAAUAGACCUACUGUAAUUAUAAAAUAUUUUUAAUUAAAUAUUUUUUUGUAAAUAUUAUAAAGCUGUGUAUGUUUUUUUUAAAAUCUGUGGGAAGAUUUCUUUAGGAAAACUGUUUCUGGCUUAAGUGCAGAACUGCUGAUGAUGAAAAUAUGUUGGAUGUCGGGGGGGUGGUCUCUUCCUUUCCUCUCCCCCCCACCCCCUUUAGAUUCAGAAACCACAGCUGUAGGUAGAGUUGGUCCUGCAUGAAUGCAUGAGAUGUCUAACCACAAAUAAACUUGUUGAGUCCAUACAGAUGUGUUUUUCUUUAAUUUGAAUUUAAAAAGAUGUUUGUAUCAUACGGUUUUGAAGCUACAUUUUUUGUCUGUUAGGCACAGGGGGGGUGGUUUAUAUUACAGUGUAUGCGGAACAGCGUUGAGAUGUAAGGGUUUUGUUUGUUACGAACUGAGAUGACUACUUUUUUCAAUAUGGGUACAGUGCUGAGGAAUAAUAAUGAGCAUUUAUAAAAUUCUUUUGUUGCCUAAACAGAAAUAGGAAUCACAAAACACGGAACACUUUUUUAACACCAAGAGGGAUGCUACCCCAGAAUUUCAGCCCUGUGGCAUAUUGCUUUGGAAAAACAGUGAAAAACGUUUUCUGCUUAUAACCAAAGGGCAAACUAUCAACAAAUGUACAGUUGCUGUUUCUUUCGUCCAAAGACUAUUGAUACUGAAACUUGGGGGGGGGGGUAGGGGUGGGACAAGAGGGAACAUUUCAGUCUGAUUACUGGUGUAAAUCAAUUUCAAAGAACUUAGACCAAAAAAUAAAAAUCAGAUGACUGUAUCAAGAUUAUUUUUCUAAUAUACAGCAGCAUUCAUUUCAUUACAGCUCUGUUACAUCUGAAAAUCCUGUUUAGUCUCUUGUUAUGUGUAACUUCUACAUGUAAACAUUAAACUAGAUUGACGUGC